AUGGUUUGGUCACGGUGCAGAGAUGGUCCUAGCCUUGAGCUGACCGGCUCCAAUGGAUGUCACGCCGCGCCGGCCGGUCUUAAAACAGAACACCUGAGGGUACCCUUCAGUCUUGGUCAAGAUGAAGUGGACUCUGGUACGUAUGACUGGGAUACUUGUAGCGGGCUAGCGCCUUUAGUUUACACCUUCAUCGUCCAUGUGGAAGGUGACUUGGGCCGAGAGGAAACUGCAGGAGUAGUAUGGGAUCAAGGAAGAGAUCAUGGGGAAGGGCAAGAGUUCAAAGGAUUUAGUGGAUUUGGAGGAUUUAGCCCAGGGGGGGUUUUCGGUGAUUAUGCAAGGGAUGGAGCAAUAGGAGGUGGUGGAGGAGGAGGUUGUGAGUGUUCUGGGGCAGGUGGUGGUGGAGCUAGAAAAGGGGGUGGUGGAUGGUCUUGGAGUUACGGGAAGGGCGGUGGUAGAGGUUUCGGAUUCUAUGGAGGCCCUGGGUUUGGAAAAGAAGGGGGAGGGUUCCACUUCGGUGGUGGAGGUUUCAAUAAAGGAGGAGAUGGAGGAUUUGCGGGUGGCCAUGGUCCUGGAGAUGGGUUUACUUUCGAAAAAGGUCACGAACAUGGGCACGGUGGGGGCGAUAAGAGUAGUGGGGAAAGUGAAGAAAAGUGUACUACUUGUGAGGAAAAGUGCACAACUUGCGAAGAAGACGAAGUGAGUGAUGGUAAAGAAGAGGACGAAGAAGGAGGUGGUGGUAAAGGGGACUCAGCCGCUUACAGAGUGGUCACCUUGGAGUUGGUUCUCGGGGAUCUGGAGACGGCAGAGACUGCUGGUGUGGGCGGCGAUGGAGGCGGCAAGGGAGGUGCAAUGAAAGGAGGUGGAGGUGCUGCCAUGAAAGGAGGUGGAGGUGGAGGCCAUGGAGGAGGAGGCGGUGGUGGAGGUGGUAAAGGAGGCGGAGGAGGUGCUGAAUGGAUCGGAGGAGGAGGUCACGGAGGAGGUGAAGGUGCCGGAUACGGAAGUGGCUACGGGAGCGGUGGUGGCAGUGGAGGAGGAAAGGGAGGUGGUGGAGGCGGAGGAGGUGGCAAAGGAGGCGGAGGGGGAGGCGGAGGUGUGAAUCCCAACCAGUUGGCUAGGCAGCAUUCCAGCAUGCGGAAUGGCAGCAGUGAGCAGUGGGUGGGUGGCCAAGUUCACGGACAAGGCACACAGACCGGUUGCGGAGUGCCGACCUGCCCAACCGGUCCACUCCUUGCUAUUUAUGGUCUGAAAAUAUCUCAGAUGAGUUUGCAAAACAGACAGGAUCUGUAA
Homalodisca vitripennis (glassy-winged sharpshooter) is the source of this 1287-nucleotide messenger RNA. Its product is annotated as glycine-rich cell wall structural protein 1-like. The transcript is spliced from 4 exons. NCBI's taxonomy places the organism in Eukaryota, Metazoa, Arthropoda, Insecta, Hemiptera, Cicadellidae. Bases 1 to 1287 code for a protein of 428 amino acids. The record is from RefSeq and is a predicted model, not a curated record.